AUGUUUUUUACAAAAUUUUUAAUAAAAGAUUAUAAUAGAGCAGAAGAAUAUGACGAUGUUGAUGAUGUUACAAUUGAUAUUUUUGUAUCAAUUUGCAAAUAUCUUGAUUCUUACGAAUUGUUAAAGUUGGAAUGUGUUUGUACAAAAUUCUGUGACUAUUUACGUUCAAAACGUCCAGCUAUUGAAAUGUUAUGGAAACAUUCAAGAAAUGACGAUGAUGAUGAUAAAACUUUGAGUGGAAUGUCAGAAAGAGAUUACGCUAAAUUAUUGUGUAUUAAAAAUGGAUGUCAAAAAUGUAGAGAAGUUAAUGACGUUUGUGUUUAUUUUAUACCAAGAGUACGUCUUUGUAAACCUUGUUUAGCACAAAAUAAGGAUUUUAUUGAUUGUAAUAAAGAUAUUUUAAAAGCAAUUCCUACAGUAUGCCAUCAAGACCCUUGGGGAAAAGGAGAAAAACACUAUUGGAAACUCGAUUAUUAUAGAAUGGAGAAAUUGUUUGAAUUGUCAGGCGAUGAUGAAAAAAAAUCCAAAUUACUUGAAGAGAAAGAAAAAGAAUCAAAGUUAAUAAUUAAAGAUGACGAGGAAAGACAUAACAAAAUAAUGAAAAAGAUUAUUAUUAUCAACGAUAAGGAGAAAGAAGAUAUUAAUAUAAUAAAUUCACAUGAUAUUGAAGAAACUGAACAACUAAUGAUAGAAUUAGCUACCAGGUUAUCAUUAGGUGAAACUGUAAAUCAUUAUUUGUUCUCAAACGGGGAAAACGAAAUUGAAAGUGAUGAUAAUGGACCUAAUAACGAUGACACCGAAUCUAUUUUAAGAAAUUCAUAUAUGAAUUUUACUUCUUUAUUUUCCAAUGAUGAUCAUUUUCCAAAUCCUGAUGACUCUGAUCUAACACCACCAGGAACAAUUAUGCAAUUACCAUCAGUAAACAAUAUUAUUAAUGAUGAUGUUUCUCCAUUUGGACAUUUAAAUUUUGGCGGAGAAUCCUCAAUUACUCUUGGGUUUUUGUAUAGAGGUUUGUCCUUGUCACCUAGAAAACAACGACAAAAGUUCAUUUUAUCUUGUCUAAAAGAUAGAACACGAACAUAUCAACGAUCACCAUCAAACAACUCUAUUGAGAUAUGGCAUCCUAUCUAUGAAUUUCUUGAUUUACUUCCAUCAUUUAUAAAUCCGCAAUUUUUCAUUGCCAAUAAUAAGAAUUGGGUGAAUAAACAUAUUGUACCUAAACUUUUACAAGAAGCAACUAACGUACAACGAAAAGCUAAGUUAGUCGGUGGUCCUGGUCAUAUCACAACAGUUAAAGGUGCUUUGAAUCAUGGCAAAUUAAAGGACUCGCCUGUAUUUUUUUGUGUUCUAUGUAAUAUACACAGAUUGAAUACUUACGAAACUAUACAAAAUCAUUUAGCUAAAAAAAACAAUAAUAAUCAAGCACAUCAAGAACAAGCGAUACGAGAAACAAGAACAUCAAGAUACAAUAAACCGAUGGCAAAAAUAACAGCUCUUGAUCAUUUAUCAUUGUCACAACGUAUGAUGCGAAUUUUCAAAGGAAUGCCACCAGAAGGUUAUCCGUUGGCUAUAGUUAUUGUUGGAGGAUUAAGCGGCGGUGUAUUUGCACUUACACACAGUUAUUUGAAACAUCGAAAAUUGUCAAGAAAUUUAGAUUAA
Messenger RNA from Entrophospora sp. SA101, 1659 nucleotides. NCBI's taxonomy places the organism in Eukaryota, Fungi, Glomeromycota, Glomeromycetes, Entrophosporales, Entrophosporaceae. The record is from the annotation of a GenBank genome assembly.